UUUGAUGGAUGUCUAAGACCAAAUAUAAUUUGUUUUUAGUUCACAGUUACUUCGCUUAUAAGUUCUGAUCAUUACUCCUCUGAGAUAUGUGUUCAAGUCUUUUUUUCGUUCUCAUUUACUUCACCCAUAUGUUCAGAUCAUAACUCCUUCGAGAUUAAUCUGAUCGUGGGUGUGUUGUUAAUUAUGGCUUGCAGGCUUCUUCAGAGGUAACAAUCGUGGAGAAAAGAAGGUGGAUUCUCAAUGACUGACAUUGAAAAGCCGCUCGGAAGGUGGACUCUCAAUGACUUUGGCAGGGGAAAAGAGGAUCAGUGAUCUUGACUUCUUCUAUUUUAUGUGUUAGAUAUGCAAAGUUUCAAGGUUGGACCUUUUUCUCAUUUGAGUAUGUGUUGCUUUGUCAUGUAUCGGUUGAUACAUGUUGUUUAUCUCCUGAAAUUAAUUUUCCCAAAAAAAUUGUUUGCUACCUCCUUCGAAAUCCUAAUGAAAAUUGUGAUAUUUGAACUCUCUUACUAUUUAAGGUGUUCAACGUGACUAUGCGAUUGUAUUUGUGUUAAUUUUCUGCUAAUGGGCAAAUUAAUCUAUUUCAUUUUGGACAAAGCAAUCACUAAGGUGCUUUCCAAGAGCCAAGGGGUUGCAAGGGAGUCAUAUUGGGUGAAUGUAGGAAAGCCACAACAAUAUCAUAUUAUCGGUUCUAAGUUCCACCGACUAGCGCGACGAGCCACCACCGACCGGCGCACGAUCAAGAGCAGCAUCACCUUCGUCGACACCUCCGAUUGCUACAAUCCAGACACCAAUGAAGUACUCCUCGCUCUUAUUUUUCCGACUGCCUCAUCUACCACCAUGUAUUCAAGUAAGCCAAAAUAUUCCCAAACCGGAAAGAGCAAAUCCACCCACGCAUUAUUUUCGAGUUCAAUUGAUCGAAGGUAAA
This is a messenger RNA of Rhododendron vialii, 925 nucleotides long. RefSeq lists its product as uncharacterized. The record is from RefSeq and is a predicted model, not a curated record. NCBI's taxonomy places the organism in Eukaryota, Viridiplantae, Streptophyta, Magnoliopsida, Ericales, Ericaceae. The coding region runs from base 562 to 924 and encodes 120 amino acids. The transcript is spliced from 3 exons.